GUGCCAAAGCUUACCGGAAUGCAAACCAGGACUGCCUCCUAAACCCCCAUCACUAGCCGCUGGCUAUUAUUACAGAGACUCUUGGAGGUCUAGAGUGUGCCGAGAGAAGUCGUUCAAUAUCCCGCAGAUCCUUAUGUGUCUCCGGAACAAGAGUCUGUACUUUUACGGUGACUCCACGCUCAGGCAGUGGCUGGAAUUUUUAGUUGGCAAUCUGGGUCCCACCAUGAAACUACAGCGGGCGGGUAAAUCAGCUAAGGUUAUCGGCCCGCUGUACGGCGUCGACACGGUGCAUAACAUCACGCUGACGUUUCGCCAUCACGACUUCCCCAUCCGCAACAACUGGCUCAACUUCCACGACGUCAAGUUCACGGUGAACGAACUAGAUGGGCUGCCAGGAGGGCCCAGCACGGUAGUGGUGUUGAACUUCUGGGCACACUUCACCACGAACAGCGUGAAUUACUUUGCUUCGAGGAUGGGGCACAUCCAAGCGGCCGUGCGGCGACUGCAGCUGCGCGGACCCAGUCCUAGCCCAGUUUUCUUCAAGUCGGCCAACACCAGAGCCGACGGGUCCAAGGGAUUAUUCCUGGCCGACGCCUACGUCCACGAGCUUGAUCGGGUCAUGCGAACAAUAUUCAGUGGUAUGCCGAAUGUGACUAUUAUCGAUGCCUGGGACAUGACUCUUAGUCACAGAUCGGGUUAUCGACUACACCCUGUGCGUAGCGUGGUACGAGAAGAAAUCAAGAUGCUCCUAAAUUUUCUCUGCUGAAACCUCACAAGUCUACGAGAGAAUUAAUUCCAAAGUUAGAUCACGUGCUAUUCAAUGGAACGGCGAACAAGCAGCUGGUGAAAUCUCAAAUUUUGCUAAUGAUGCACCAGGCAUCGCGCAAUAUUGACAGAAAUCGAACAUGUAUUUUCAUCCGAAUUAGGGUGUUAAUAGG
Messenger RNA from Acanthaster planci (crown-of-thorns starfish), 938 nucleotides. Its product is annotated as NXPE family member 3-like. Lineage: Eukaryota; Metazoa; Echinodermata; Asteroidea; Valvatida; Acanthasteridae. The record is from RefSeq and is a predicted model, not a curated record.